GGUUGGGUAGGAGGUAGGCAACGUAUUAUAGGUACUCGGUACAUGCAAACGAAGCACCUAGCGAGGAACUUUCAACAUCCAUACUACGUCGUACUCACCUCCCGCUCAAACCCACCGACCUCUCAACCUCCUCUCAAGUCCACAAUAAUCAUUCUGAAGAGAGAGAGUUCCGACUCGCCAGCUGCCCAAUCCGAACCCCCUUACGAUUACAGCCUCCAGAGCGACCUCCCUAGCACCCAUCCCUCUAUGCCUCUAUUUAUCGCCGACUCGUCGCCGGGUCUAGUUUUGGACACGAGCUGGCAUUGGUAGAUCUCGUCGAGACAUCUCGAAGGAGGAGGGGGGGCGAUCUUGGGCAGGGAUUGCCAGCAUCAGACGGCCCAUGUCCUCUACGGCCGUGCUGCUUUCCUACUUUUUUGGUUUCCGGCUCCGGUUGCGCCUAUCCACCUACCGGCCUACCAGCUACAGGCUGCCCCUUGGUAACGUUGGGUUGGGUGGUAAGGCCAUGCCUGGCGACAGCUGCUGCGUAGACUGCGGAGGAUAAUUAAUUAAUUGCCCUUUCACGCCAUCACGCUCUUUCCGAGUCUCCCUUGCCAAUUUCUUGCCAUUCCCAGCUUCCCCCGUUCUGGAUGAGAGGCAAACAUGGCUUACCGUCCCAGUCGACCGUCCUUCGACUACCAUGACUUCGUCCUUCGUGAUCUCCCGGUAGCCGACCUGUCGCGCCGUCCGAGACCCAAUCGUCCGAGGGACCUCCUAGCCGACGUCGAUUCGAGCUCUGAUGACGAUAUCGGUACCCCGAAGCCCAAGCGACUUUCCCGUCACUCUCGUUCCAUGAGCCACCCCUUCCCCUCUUUAUUCUCCAAGAAGAAGAAGGAUGAGAAACCCGUCAAUCCAGCUAGGAAUGGUACCUUUGACGACGACGACGACGACAGCCCUACACCGAAGACGCACCACCACAACCUUCACCAGAACAUGGCGUCGAGGAAACUUCCUCGAGGGCCGAUAGAUUACGCAACGGGGAACUGCAUGACAUGUGGUAGCUUGGUUAGGUGGCCCAAGGAACUGCAGUUCUUCAGGUGUACUAUUUGCUUGACGAUAAACGAUCUCCGGCCGUACGAUCCUGCUGCUGGCCACGGCGGCCUCCAGCCCGUCAUGAGCAACGUCAUACAACCGAGCGAAGGCGAGUUCGGUCCUCCGCGGCGACCUUCGCAACCCUCGCAGCCUCCAAAUUCGAUAUCCCUCGAGUACACGAGACACCUCGUAAAGCAGUGUCUCCGCUCGUCCUUGCAAUCUUGGAUGUCGCCCCAGCCAUGCCGAGAGCCCCCCGAAUCCUGGCGUAGCCGGUCCUCGUCUCGCCCGUUGAAUGAGUAUCUGACACCGCCUGGGCCUUCCGGUCAACAAGAUACUGCCGCAUCCUCGAGUGCAAGCCCGUCUGGCUACGCCUACAAUUCGGUAUUCGACGACUUUGCCGAUGCCAGCCCCGGUCCCGAACCCCCAACCGAUGGUACCCCUAUGAUGCGAUCGUACUCGACAUCCUACCCCGAUGCUAGGAGUUACACGUUUCCUACCUCCGGCCCGGCCACCGGACCCAGCACCCAUUCGGAUGCCGUGGCGUCGGAUCUAGAGCCCAGGGGGGUCUUCAAAAAGCUAGAAGACUAUCUUAUUUCGUGUUUCAGUUCUCAUGCGUGUGUGAAUCACUCAUUCGUCACUAGACACGUGAGCGCUAGCUCCAGACCACCGCCCGAAGCUGCCAAAAAGCGGGUUGCAGAAGUUAGAAGGGAGCCGGUUCGUGACGGCCCGCCCAUAGCAGAGCUCGACGCCAAGUUGUUGCUGUUGGGCAACUUCGCCGAGAAUGGCGCGUGGUGGAUAAGAGGCCAAGAGGAAGUUCAGCCCCUGAGAGCUCCCCCCCGACGGAAGGAUGAUCUGCCUUCCAUUGUAACCCCUAAAUCUCCCCGAAUCGAUUGGGGCGCGGCCAUGGAAUGGUAUCAUAUAGUGAUCAAUACAGCCGACCCGUGGCAGGGGAUAUACGAUGACGUGUUACGACUCGACUCAUUCCAGAAGCUAUCGGACGCAAGGCUGCAGCAGUUCAAGGCACUCGUUGUUGCUGGCCAAGAACAUAUACGGAGAGUCCUGCUGAGGUGCACGGAAAUGGUCUUGAGGCGUCCGGGCAGAUUGAUGGCAGAGCCUCAGGACGUCCGCUUCUUGCUCCUGUUAUUAGGCAACCCCCUCCUCCCGUCCGAGGCCAAGUCGUACACAGACCAGCGUCAAUAUAUGGGCAAAGGAAAGGGUGCAGCCUCGGAGCCCGACCCAGAGUUGCAGGCCAGAUCCUCGCCCGGGCGACACUCGGGGAUCAUGAAGCGAAUUCUGGGCCUAUUGGCGAACUCGUCCGAACAAUGCCACCAUCACUUAAUCACAUGGUUCUCUAGGCUCCCCGAGCAUCUCUUCCUCCAAAUAAAGGAUUUAAUCGGCGGGUUCGUUACGUACCGGUUGACUCGUCAAAACGAGAAGAAGCUGGAGACUCAAGUGGACGUAACGGCAGGUUUGAUCCCACAGAUGCCCAACGCUCGCUCUGGCAACACACCGGCGACACUGCAUGCGGCUCUAGAAGCCUCGAGGCCAUCCAAGAAGCAAAGGCCACCCAUCGAUCCGAAGCGCGCUGCAUAUACCGACGAUUGGCAAAUAAAGGCCGGGGCCAGAGUCAUGGCUCUCAUAUUCUCUGCUAAUAAUAUGACAUAUGUUCGGCGGACCAAUAGAGCCGAUGGGCGCCUCCAUAGCCACUUAUUGUCAACGAGUGACUUCUACAACUCCCUCGUCGACAGUUUAGAUUUCAAGGCCGAUUAUGAGCUGUGGGAGUCGAAGCGGGGCAGGUUCACCUUCUGCCAAUACCCAUUCUUCCUAAGCAUCUGGGCGAAAAUACAGAUACUAGAAUUUGAUGCUAAACGGCAGAUGGCCGGAAAGGCCAGAGAAGCCUUCUUCGACAGUAUCUUGACCCACAAGAACUACACACAAUAUCUUGUCCUGAGUGUCCGGCGAGACUGCCUAGUAGAGGAUAGCCUCAAGAAGGUAAGCGAGGUUGUCGGUAGCGGUAGCGAAGAUAUCAAGAAGGGUCUGCGUAUUGAAUUUCAAGGAGAGGAAGGCGUCGACGGCGGGGGACUUCGAAAGGAAUGGUUUCUACUUCUCGUGCGGGAGAUUUUUAAUCCGGACCAUGGGCUCUUCGUCUACGACGAAGACUCUCACUUCUGUUACUUCAACUCGAAUACCUUCGAGACUUCGGACCAAUUCUUCCUGGUCGGUGUGCUUCUCGGUUUGGCUAUAUACAAUUCAACAAUACUGGACGUGGCCCUUCCGCCAUUUGCCUUCCGAAAGUUGCUCGCAUCCGCCCCGCCCCCGACCGCCGGUACCCCUGCUCACUCUCGUCCGACGAUGAACUACACGUUGGACGACUUAGCAGAGUUCCGUCCGACGCUCGCUAGGGGGCUCCGCCAGUUAUUGGAAUUCGAGGGGGACGUCCAAUCGACCUUUUGCCUCGACUUCGUGAUCGAGGUUGACAGGUACGGCACGAGGGCCCGAGUACCUCUCUGUCCCGGAGGUGAAACCAAAAUGGUUACCAACACGAAUCGGCGAGAAUACGUCGAUCUCUACGUUAGGUACCUACUUGACACGUCGGUGAGCAGACAGUUUGAGCCUUUCAAGCGAGGCUUCUUCACCGUUUGUGCCGGAAAUGCCUUGACCCUCUUCAGACCAGAGGAGAUCGAACUUCUCGUCCGCGGAUCGGACGAGCCGUUAGAUAUCACCUCUCUACGUGCCGUUGCUGCUUACACAGGCUGGCCAAAAUACGUGGACCCCGAGAAGGAACCGACGAUACAAUGGUUCUGGGACACGUUUGAAAGAGCCUCGCCGUCGGACCAACGGCGACUAUUAUCUUUUAUCACCGGCAGCGACCGCAUACCCGCUAUGGGUGCUGCAUCUCUCGUCAUCAAAGUGAAUUUCUUGGGGGAGGAAGAAGGGAGGUUCCCUUCGGCAAGAACUUGUUUUAACACCUUGUCCUUGUACCGCUACACCUCGCGGGCGAGACUGGAGGAACGUCUUUGGCGCGCGGUCAACGAAAGUGAGGGAUUUGGACUCAAGUGACAGCAGGUGAUAAGCUCACGAAAAGCAUUGUAUUGGCGUUAUUGGACCUUGUUGGACCGGUGGUCGAAUGGUGAUGGGCCAACGUACGCGGAAAGCGUCGCGCACAUCGUGGUUCGCCAUAAUGUAAGUCAGAUGGUAGUUUUUUUUCCCUAGUGGGAGAGGGAACUUGUCAAUUGUGUCGUAACGGCACGGACUAUACCCUAACUACAUACUAUGUCUGCAUCACCUUGAUUCCGGCAGUCAUAUUUCAUGCUACGCGAAGCUGGUAACUGCGCGUAUAGGCUGUUAGUGGGGCUUUGAUAUUAGCCAUUGCCCUUCCUGAAAAGGACCGAUCGUGUUCUGUUAUAAUUAGGGACUAGAGGGGGCGGUAUCUAUCCGCUCGUAACAGCACCUUGCCGCAUCCCGUUAUAGAAAAACGUCUUUGGCAUAGUAUCAAGACGAGUUAGGAGCGGGUUUUUGCAACUCUCAUCUCUCUCGAUGGGAACAUAUAAA
This is a messenger RNA of Durotheca rogersii, 4620 nucleotides long. RefSeq lists its product as uncharacterized. Gene Ontology annotation, molecular function: ubiquitin protein ligase activity. The record is from RefSeq and is a predicted model, not a curated record. Gene Ontology annotation, biological process: protein polyubiquitination. Lineage: Eukaryota; Fungi; Ascomycota; Sordariomycetes; Xylariales; Xylariaceae. The transcript is spliced from 3 exons. Bases 640 to 4128 code for a protein of 1162 amino acids.